Molecule: messenger RNA, 459 nt
Organism: Soboliphyme baturini
Lineage: Eukaryota; Metazoa; Nematoda; Enoplea; Dioctophymatida; Soboliphymatidae
Source: the annotation of a GenBank genome assembly
AUGCCACUUCUCAGCCUAGGAACUCCGGGUCGCCGCACCAAGAGUCGGGAAAACGCAAUGCACCGCCCAGAAGCGCUAAGACCAAAGUGUAAUAUCUGUUUGGUGUUGGUGUCUUGUCGAGAGAGGGGUGUACCGCAGGUGACCCUGGGUGAAAAGAAAAGAGAGACGCGAAGUGAAAAUCCCGCGUCCGGACGAGCACCAGAAGAAAAGGGCGAACGGUUCGAGGAGGAAAAAACGUUAAAAGAGCGGAACCGAGGGCCGAACACCGACAGCGAGGCCAAAGGCAGCGGCAGACGAGCAGGACGGUACGUAGAAGCGCGCGAGAGGGAGCGAACGAGGGACGGAAGAAUCCCGAAGUGUCCCUGUGCCGGCCUGCAGUCGCCGACGUCGAAAUCCGGUGCGAAGGGCAGCGAGUCGGGCGAUCGGGAAGACGACGACGUCUCGCACCGGCGAGAAGCG